AUGUCAUACGUUUGGUGCUCUUUAGUAAAUCUUUUGCUCUUGGUCCUUAGUGUAUCCGCGGAGAACUCUCAACGGAUCACAAAUGGCUAUGCGGCGGCUGAGGGACAAUUUCCCUACGUAGUGGGCCUUCAGAUCGAUAACAAAGAUGCCUCCAGUUGGUGGUGUGGCGGUAGUAUUAUCGGUCACAUGUGGAUCUUAACUGCAGCCCAUUGCAUGGAACGUGCCUCGGGAGUCACUGUUUACUAUGGCACAACACAGCGUGCCCAGUCGGAGACAGUGGUUUAUAUAGAUGAACGUGAUAUUAUCAUACAUUCGGAUUUUGAGACAACUAACAUAUUGAUAAAUGAUUUGGCUUUGAUACGAACACCAUGGAUAAGUUUUACACAACUCAUACAGAACAUUUCAUUGCCGAUGCCCAAGGAUCGGAAUCAGACCUACGCCGGUCAAUGGGCCAAGGCUGUGGGCUGGGGUCAACUAUCGGAUGCGAUUACCUUGCUACCCGAUCAAUUGCAAUGGCAGGAAAUGCCAAUUAUCGAGCAAUGGCAAUGCGAACUAUAUUAUGGUCAAGUGGCAGACGGCGUCAUCUGUGUGGAUACAUCCAGCCAUCGUUCACCUUGCUGGGGUGACUCUGGUGGUCCACUUGUCAUUAAUGGUGGCACCAAACUGAUUGGCGUCUCUUCUUUUGUACCAACUAUGGGCUGUGAAAUCGGUAAGCCAGCAGGAUAUGUAAGGCUAACUGAAUAUCUCGAGUGGAUAGCGAAAAAUACGGGUAUAUACUGA
Drosophila willistoni is the source of this 780-nucleotide messenger RNA. Its product is annotated as serine protease 1. Gene Ontology annotation, biological process: proteolysis. Gene Ontology annotation, molecular function: serine-type endopeptidase activity. The record is from RefSeq and is a predicted model, not a curated record. The coding region runs from base 1 to 780 and encodes 259 amino acids. The transcript has a single exon. Lineage: Eukaryota; Metazoa; Arthropoda; Insecta; Diptera; Drosophilidae.